Molecule: messenger RNA, 1038 nt
Organism: Nematocida minor
Lineage: Eukaryota; Fungi; Microsporidia
Product: adenosine kinase
Exons: 1
Coding region: 1-1038 (345 amino acids)
Biological process (GO): purine ribonucleoside salvage
Cellular component (GO): nucleus; cytosol
Molecular function (GO): adenosine kinase activity
Source: RefSeq, a predicted model, not a curated record
AUGAAACAUUUCAUAUUCUACACGCUCUGCAUCCCGUUCAUAGACAUCUACAUAACCAACCCAGGGAUUGUCAGGGAGCUAGGGCUUAGGAAGAAUGAAAUGACCAUGUACAGCCACCUAACAAAAGAGCAGCAGAACAUCCUGAGCGCAUCGAUUGAAGAAACAAAGAACACAAGAGCAUACUACGGAGGCAUGUCGUACAACACGUGCGCUGAAAUAGCCAAAAAGCAGGAAAAUAUAAGAGUGGUGUUUAUAGGACCGUUCUCCACCGAUCGUCUUACGCAUGAAGUGUUUUCAAACGCCAUUAUGGGGAAUGUGAAUAAUCUCGAGAUCCUUCCCGAGUUUGUAAACAGCGAGUCUGGCAGAUGCUUUGUUAUUCCCAACGGAAGAAACAGGGCAAUGAUAACAAAGACAAACGAUGAGCAGGUAGUUAGCAAGGGAAUGGUGGAUAAGUUCAUAGAGUGUGUGAAUAGCUCAGAAGACAGCAGUAUUAGUGCCCUGUACAUAUCAGGGUAUACUGUAGAGUCAUCUGCAGAGAGUAUGCAGUAUUUGCUCGAGCAGAAGAGAAGAGCUAAGAAGUGCAUAAGCAUAUUCAACCUAGCUGAUCCUGGGGUGAUAGAUAGGAUAUAUGAGAAAGUGAGGUGUUUCAUUAAGGAAAGCGACUGGGUCAUAGGAAACGAAGACGAGUACAACAAACUAUUCAUGAAGGAGGUGGGAAGAGCGCCUGGGAGCAGGGAGGAAAUGCACAGACACGUCCAAAAGAGCAUGUGCAACGCAGUGAUAACAGCAGGACCAGAAGAAACAGUUGUACUGUACGAAAAACCCGAUAAAAAUGGGAUAAAAGCUGAUAAGAGUAAGAUUGCAGUAAAACCAAAGGAAAUAGAAGUGAAUAACACAACAGGCGCAGGGGAUGUUUUUGCAGCUUCUUUUUUUUCGAGCAUUCUGAAGGAAGAAGAAACCGUUGAAGAAUCGCUCAACAGGGCAAUAAAAAGGACUAACUCGUAUCUGCUGAAGCUAUCAGGCAAAAGAGUCGAGUGA